Staurois parvus is the source of this 364-nucleotide messenger RNA. The record is from the annotation of a GenBank genome assembly. Lineage: Eukaryota; Metazoa; Chordata; Amphibia; Anura; Ranidae.
AGGAGGCAGCGCGAUAACACCUCUUUCUCCUUCUACCUGGAUGGUGAUUGGGCAGGGGGGGGUGCGUGUAGAGAAAUGUGGAAAAGGUCUGCUGGAAGUGUGGAAAAGGCAGAUUCAACAGUUCAACAGAGUCAGUGUGGAAGUUGCCAGUGCAGUGGUGGCCGCCUAUCCCUCCCCGCAGUUACUGAUAAAGGCCUAUCGCCACUGUCAGACCAACGCAGAGCGACAUGGCCUCUUGAGCGAUAUCCUUGUGCGGCGAGGAGAAGGCGUCGCGUCUACGUCCCGUCGCGUUGGCCCGGAAUUAUCCAAACGGAUCUAUCUGCAGUUUACAAACUCACAGCCGGAGUUGUCACUUGAUUUAUGA